This is a messenger RNA of Daphnia carinata, 541 nucleotides long. RefSeq names its product keratin-associated protein 19-2-like. The transcript is spliced from 2 exons. The coding region runs from base 46 to 516 and encodes 156 amino acids. The record is from RefSeq and is a predicted model, not a curated record. Lineage: Eukaryota; Metazoa; Arthropoda; Branchiopoda; Diplostraca; Daphniidae.
AUAAGUUCUUCAGCUCUCGAGUUAACUCUACAAAUCGUUGCAACAAUGAAAGUCGUGAUCGUACUUGCAUGCCUUAUGGCGCUUGCCGCCGCCGUUGAGACGGACGCAGUAGUAGAGGCAUCUGAUUUGGAUGUUGCCGAAUCCAGGCGAGUUUGGCACCAUGGAGGAUACCCCAGUGGAUAUAGACCAUAUGGUAGCGCAUAUCGUGGAACAUACGGAUGGGGCCGUCAACGCCGUUCAGUCGAAGACGGAGCGCUUGCCUCUGAUUUGGAGGCUGCGGAACAUCAGCGUCGAAGCUAUGGAGGCUAUGGAAGCACUGGAGGUUGGGGAGGCUAUGGAAGUACCGGAGGCUAUGGAAGCUAUGGAAGUACCGGAGGAUAUGGAAGCUAUGGAAGUACCAAAAGCAAUGGCUACGGAAAUACCAAAAGCUAUGGCUAUGGUGACUAUCGCAGCGGAUACGGAGGUUGGGGCUAUGGUAGUAAUGGAGGCCACCGUGUCUUUGGGUACUCCGGUUAAAAGAAAGAAAAAAUCGAUUUCUCGA